CAAAUACAACUAAAAUCACUGGUAUUUCAAUAGUAUAUUAUUAUUCAGUAGUAGUAGUGCUAAACGUUUGCCAUAUUUUUUGUUGUUUUAAUAGCCAUUGUUUUUGUCAAACAAUCAAUCAAUCAAUCAAUCAAUAGGUUAUCCAACAACAAAAAAACCUAACCAUCCAUACAAUUAGUGUUAUAUAUCAUACUAUACUAUCGUGUCGUCGUCCACAACAACAAUGUCAUCGGCAGUACCGCAGUCCGGGUCACAACAACAACAACAAAAUGCUUCAUCAAAGAGACUACAGCAGACACAGGCACAGGUAGAUGAAGUGGUGGGUAUAAUGCGAACCAAUGUUGAAAAAGUAUUGGAAAGGGAUAACAAAUUGUCUGAAUUGGACGAUAGGGCCGAUGCCCUACAGCACGGGGCCUCACAGUUUGAACAACAGGCCGGCAAACUUAAGCGCAAGUUUUGGUGGAAAAAUCUUAAGAUGAUAUUGAUAUUAGUGGCCAUAGCCAUCGUUAUAUUGAUAAUUAUUAUUGUUUGGGCCAUUUAUGGUUAAAUAUUAUGGUUUUUUUGUUUUGUGUUUCAAAAGUAUUCAAAUAAUAUUUAAAUCACAAACAAAUAAAAAAGUGAUUAUAA
This is a messenger RNA of Oppia nitens, 627 nucleotides long. RefSeq names its product synaptobrevin-1-like. The record is from RefSeq and is a predicted model, not a curated record. Gene Ontology annotation, cellular component: plasma membrane; SNARE complex. Gene Ontology annotation, molecular function: SNAP receptor activity; syntaxin binding. The coding region runs from base 224 to 547 and encodes 107 amino acids. NCBI's taxonomy places the organism in Eukaryota, Metazoa, Arthropoda, Arachnida, Sarcoptiformes, Oppiidae. Gene Ontology annotation, biological process: vesicle-mediated transport; vesicle fusion. The transcript has 4 exons.